Pocillopora meandrina is the source of this 1616-nucleotide messenger RNA. The record is from the annotation of a GenBank genome assembly. Lineage: Eukaryota; Metazoa; Cnidaria; Anthozoa; Scleractinia; Pocilloporidae.
AUGGGCGGCCAAGUAACACGCUGCGACUUUGAAUGGUCUUACACCGCAGAGCCGCAUGCGACUAGAAGAAAAGAAAUUCUUGGUAUGUUGUACUUUUUUUUCAAGUUCUAAAAGUAACUAGAUCUUUCAUGUACAAAUUUGAAUUUACCUACUAGCUACUUGUUCCUCCCCAGCUUUUACAACCCGUUAUUUCACUUUAAAUAAUGUGUAUUUUUAAAAAUAAGCUAUUUUCUCAUAUCCUUUUUUUUCUACGUUUGGGUAUCAUUUCUCCUUGAUAAAACUUAUACCACAAUUCAAGGUCCUCAAUUUUUAAACACAUCCCGUUUGUACCUCAGUAUGGCUUUUUUUACCACAAACAACCAGCCUCUAACCUGAUGCGCUGUCGGUGCUGUUAGUAUAAAAAUAUCAAACCUUCCCUGGAAACCUUUCAUUGAAUUACUUCCAUAACACAAGCGGUGAAAUGUUUUAAUCUUGCAUGGCAAGAUUAGUUCUCAGAAAGGUGUUUUAAUAAGCAUCAUACGUGUUCAAGUUAUAACUUAUCGCACAUCGAAAUUAUACUCAGCUGUACAUAUAUUUAAUCAAGCCAACUUUCUUCCUUAGUCGAUACAUCUUUCUUUUGUGCUUCAGGUAAUCUUUUGUCGCUAAUAGCAUAAUAUUACUAAGAAAACUAAGAAAAAAAAAACCUUUAACUCUGUGUUUUCCUCUUUUUUGUUUUAGCCAAAUAUCCCGAAAUCAAGAGACUUAUGGGCAGUGAUCCUUUAUUCAAGUACGAAAUCCUGUCUUUGAUAGUGGUUCAGUUUGCACUGACUUUUCUCCUGCGUGAUGUAUCUUGGACCAUUUUACUGCUUUCAGCCUACUUCAUAGGGGCGUUCCCUAGCCACGCCCUCAUCGUUGGGGUGCACGACAUCUGCCAUAAUAUCCCAUUCGGAAACGGCCGGCCUUUACUAAACAGACUCUUUGGCAUUUUAGCGAACCUACCGACAGGUAUUCCCUCCUCAAUUGCUUUCAAGAAGUACCACCUCCUCCACCACCGCUAUAUGGGAGUGGAAGAAAUGGAUCCCGACCUGCCAACCAGUUUUGAAGCUCGAAUGUUUUACAACUCUAUCACCAAACUAGUCUGGGUAAUUUUGCAACCUUUUUGGUAUGCAUUGAGGCCUCUAUUCAUCAACCCCAUAGCCCCAAACGGCUUGGAAAUCCUUAACAUUGUCGUUCAAUUUGCUUUGAACUGCGCCGUAGUGUACCUCUGGGGGGUGAAGUCACUCGUAUUCAUGGUUAGCAGUACGAUCCUUGGAGCAGGCUUACAUCCUAUGGCGGGCCACUUCAUAGCUGAACAUUACAUGUUCGAAGAGGGCUUUGAGACAUAUUCUUACUACGGUCCUGGAAACUAUCUGACAUUUAAUGUCGGGUAUCACAACGAGCAUCAUGAUUUCCCAAGUAUCCCAGGUUCAAAGCUCCCUUUAGUAAAGAAGAUUGCAGCGGAAUAUUACGACAACCUACCGUACCAUACUUCUUGGAUCAAAGUGAUAUGGGAUUUUAUAAUAGAUCCCAGAAUUGGCCCUUAUGCUAGGGUCAAGAGGCCGAAAGUCAAAAAGCCUAAAGGAGUAGAGCUUUCCUAG